UAUGACAAUCUUAUACUGACAAACACUAAAGGGGAAGAACUAGAUCACGUGACAGAUAUAGGUAGUAAUGUAUGGGGAGGACACACUGUGAAUUUUUAUGGUGAUCUAAUUUAUAUAGACAGUGAAUUAAACAUCAUUAAACUGUCUAAAGAUAACAAAGAAAAGACUACGAUAAUAAAGUACAACACAUCACCAUGGAGACCAGUGUGUGUCUACAGCUCCCCCUCCACUGGAGACCUGCUGGUCACGAUGUAUAGAGAUGACAGAGAGAGAGAAGACAAGGUAGUGCGGUAUAACUCCACAGGAGAAAACAUCCAGACCAUACAGCACUACAACAACACAGGUCAGGGACUGUAUAUAUAUCCUCACUACAUCACAGAGAACCGCAAUGGAGAUGUUAUUGUGUCUGACUUUAACCGUGAAGCUGUAAUGGUGACAGAUCGUGACGGUAAUUACCGAUUCUCCUACACAGGUCCUCCAUCAGGAUCCCGACUAUCACCACGUGGAAUCUGUACUGACGCGCUGUCACACAUCCUGGUGUGUGAUUAUUGGACCAACUCAGUACAGAUGUUAGAUAGUGAGGGUCACUAUCUGACAGAGAUAAAGACACAACAACACGGGAUAUACAAUCCACGGGGCCUGAGUUAUGAUGAGGACACACACCUACUGUGGGUAGGGUCAUACAACAACAAAACAGUCAACCUAUACAGAGUGGUAGAUACAGACUCUCUGACUGGAGUCCCUCUGGAGGACAUCAAAUGUAAGAAACAUCCCAGAAUUCCCCUGGACCAGUUCUGUACCCCGUGUGGUGUUCCCUUGUGUGUGGAGUGUACCAGCUCUGAGGAUCACAGCAGACAUGACCUUAGAAAUAUAAAGGAAUUGUUUGACAGCAUUCACGAGAUAGAAGAUGGAGAUACACUAUUGAUGUGUCUUCUUCUUUCCAAUUCCUACAAAAUAAACAUGAAAGAAGUAAACUGGAUGACCAAAUAUAAUGCUGUUGCCAAAAGUUUUAACUCAAAGGAAAUCAAAAAGCCACUUGUCAAUACACAUUUAGAAAAUUACAAACCAGUUCUGAAACUCAAUGAAUCAGAGAUCAGUUUUUCCAAUGAGGUCUGCUUCAAAAACAUUAAAAACAUUGCACACGAGUACUGUAGAUCCUGGAAUUAUCGGAGAGGAGAGGAUGAAGUUUGCUGUUGGUUGCUGCCAGAAAAAAAUGAGGAGUUUUUAGAAAAACUUGGAGAAGAUAUUUUCAUGCACCAAACAAUGGAGGACCAGUCAUUUAAUGAAGCUGUAUUUAGAAAACUUGGAAUACCAAUGCAGAUUAUCCUAAGGGGAGACAAAUCAGUGACGAAUUUCAUUGAGAAUUUAAAGAAAGGGAAGACAACCAUGUACCAUGCCUCUGGGAUGAUAAUAGGGUGUGCUGGAAGUGGGAAAACAACAUUGUUAGAAAGACUGAAGGGCAUUGACCUGGAGAAAAUAAAGAAAAAUAUCAGGUCAACUAGAGGAGUCGAUAUUCACACAGAUGUGUUUGAUGUGAAAGAAAGCAUCCAAGCAAAUUCUUCACGCCAACAGCAACACUUUAAACUUCGACUUGAUAAAAAAGAUAUGAAUCAGAGUGUUCCUGAAUCUCAUUCAGAAAAUGCAGCCGAUGAUGAGGAAACGCAGGAAAAGAUGAAACCAGUUGAAGAAGAUGGCAGUACGACUGAAGCAUCAAGCAGUGGACAGAUAUCACAUGGUAAUAUCGACAUUAACCCUACCUCAUCCCAUGAACCACAGGGGGCCACAUCACCAGAAAAAGUAGCAGAAGUUAUGAAUGAAAGAAAAGAUAUUCGUCAUAGUCCAGAAAUUUCUGGAAAUUUACAGAUAGGUGCAGAAGAUAUUUCAGAAGAUCCAGAUAAAAAAAUAACCAUGACUGACUUUGCAGGGCAGUGUUCAUAUUAUGCCUCACACCAGAUUUUUCUGAGUCCUCGAGCGUUCUUCAUUCUGGUGCUGAAUAUGGAGAAGAAGUUUGAUGAUAAGGUUGGAGAAGAAGUUUGUUGUCAGGAAGGCUCCGUUUAUGGGGGAUGGACACACAGAGAUUAUCUAGAAUUCUGGAUGAAGUCAAUUCAUCAAUAUGGCAGUGAUAAGGCUCCUGUCAUCCUGGUUGGUUCACACUGUGAGAACAAAACAGAAAAGGAAAAAGAAUUGUUUUUUGAGAAGUAUGGAAGACUCUUGACAUGA
This is a messenger RNA of Saccostrea cuccullata (small rock oyster), 2220 nucleotides long. RefSeq lists its product as uncharacterized. The annotation marks the transcript as partial. The record is from RefSeq and is a predicted model, not a curated record. The transcript has 8 exons. Gene Ontology annotation, biological process: protein polyubiquitination; negative regulation of translation; proteasome-mediated ubiquitin-dependent protein catabolic process. NCBI's taxonomy places the organism in Eukaryota, Metazoa, Mollusca, Bivalvia, Ostreida, Ostreidae. Gene Ontology annotation, molecular function: zinc ion binding; ubiquitin protein ligase activity; translation repressor activity.